CAGCAGCCUGUCUGUACACAAACGGGGUUGUUAAUAAUAUACCUAGGCUUAAAUUGUAUACUCCAAUCGCACUCAUUAGUGCUUAGUACCUUUUAAAAUUCAUCUUAACAAAUAUGUUUGGGUGUUUAGUAGCAGGACGUUUGGUUCAAGGUGAUCCGACUCGGGUGGACGAGACACAUUUUAUUUUCAACUUGGUGGACACGGAAAAUAUCAGUCAUGUGGUGAUAUUUAUGCUAGGCACCGUACCUUUUCCAGACGGACUUGGGGGCGCUGUGUACUUUGGUUGGCCAACAACAGCUGGGUUAACGUGGCAGUAUUUAGGUCAUGUAUCAAAUGAUAAACCAAGUGCUAUUUUUAAGCUUUGUAAGGCAAAACCAAUAGAAAAUGCUGGGUUUGGAUCAACAUUUGGUGGUGGAACAUCGACGAAUGCCCAGAUAGGCAUUGCUGUUGAAAGUAUUAAUGAAAUAAUACAACGAACACCCAACUCAAAUACUCAGGCUUCCAAGGUAGAAUCUUUUCGAGAAUUUAGCCAGAAAAUGCUUGAAAGUUUCUUUAAUUAUGCAUCGUCAUUCGCAGUAACUCAAAGUCAGAUGGUACCCCAACCAGACACAACAUUCAUUCCAGCGGAUGCCAUCCAGAAAUGGUUUGACAAUUUUCAACGAAAGCUUUCACAAGACUUAUACUUUUGGAGAACAUAGUGACGAAAUAAGCCACCUGGUUUCCAAUUAAAUAUGUAAAUGAAAUGGUCAUUUACUACACAUAAUUGAAUGCUGAUUGGUCAUUUUUUUACCCGAAGUCACAGCAAGUCCAGCUUAGAAAAGUUAACACAGUGGCACGCCAGGCCUAGUUACUAUAGGAACACAGUCCGGCUUGAGAUAAGCCACCUAGUUCAGACUGGCAGGUGGAUAAACCCAGUGAGCUGAGACGGGUUUAUCCACAGUCUGAACUAGGCCAUAGUAAUGCUAGCAAUUGUUUAUAGACUUGCAACAAAUCCCAUAUUAUUUUGUUUCUCAUUCAUGACAGCGCCACCAAUGAUAAGACGGAGUAAUCGGGGAGAAAAAAUUGAGUAUGGGACGCAAAUUAAAUUUGGUAUGGCGCACACUAAGUGCAACAAAGAGUGUGUAACCCAACAUUAGGGCCUGAAACUCAGACUAGUAACUUUGCUGGAGAAACACUUCCACUCCAUGGUCAAGAGUGGCGCUAAACAAAAUAUUCAUGAUGUCACUUAUUCGAGAGGCAAUUUAUGGAGAAAUUUAUAGAUUUUUAUUUCUCUAUGUAGUCUAUACAUUUUUAUACAUUAAUCUGCUCAAGGAGCAUCUUGAUGAAGACUGGUGCAUUAUAAAUGCACAGUAUUAUUAUUACUAUUAUUGAACAUGCGCAGUGUGUAUAUUUUUAUUUUAAUAAUAUCUAAUAGAAUUAUAUAAAUGAUUAUUACAAUUUAGCAUUUUAGGUAACCACAUAUUGAUUUGUAUUGACCAAGCAAAAUUUAAACAAUAGUACACCUGACUACUUAAGUCUGCCAAUAAUAUUUAAUUGCACAAAAAACACUUUUGUAACACUGUAGCUGUUUAUAAAUAAGCUAGUUUUGUUUUGAAUUCCAUUACAAAAAUAUGUUAUACUAAUGGGGAUACAAACCCAAUACCCCCUGAUUUCCGGUUGGGGCACUCCACCAACUGAGCCAAGGUACAGUAUUGCAUAAUAUGCAAUUAAUUGAUAAUCAUGUGAUAUUAAACAUAA
This is a messenger RNA of Anneissia japonica, 1737 nucleotides long. RefSeq names its product protein Hikeshi-like. Gene Ontology annotation, biological process: protein import into nucleus. NCBI's taxonomy places the organism in Eukaryota, Metazoa, Echinodermata, Crinoidea, Comatulida, Comatulidae. The record is from RefSeq and is a predicted model, not a curated record. Gene Ontology annotation, molecular function: nuclear import signal receptor activity; Hsp70 protein binding. The transcript has 4 exons. Bases 114 to 698 code for a protein of 194 amino acids. Gene Ontology annotation, cellular component: cytosol; nucleus.